This is a messenger RNA of Drosophila erecta, 586 nucleotides long. RefSeq lists its product as uncharacterized. The record is from RefSeq and is a predicted model, not a curated record. The transcript has a single exon. NCBI's taxonomy places the organism in Eukaryota, Metazoa, Arthropoda, Insecta, Diptera, Drosophilidae. The coding region runs from base 29 to 577 and encodes 182 amino acids. Gene Ontology annotation, molecular function: tubulin binding. Gene Ontology annotation, cellular component: prefoldin complex; cytoplasm. Gene Ontology annotation, biological process: protein folding; tubulin complex assembly; microtubule-based process.
UACUAAACAAGGCUAACAAUUAUUGAAAAUGUUUGCAUUUAUAGAGGGCAUACAAAAGCCGCCUCUUGGCGACCGUAAGUCAUACAUGCCCAUCCCAGAGGCCCAGUUAGUCGACGAUGUCGCGAGCUACAUCGCCAAACCAGAGUUCUUUUCGACUGUCCAAGCGGCAUGGAAGCUGCAGCGCUGUUUCUAUGUGCAAUACAGCGAACUGGCUGCCAAGUUGGAGACUGACCUCACAGCAGUGCUAUCCCGCUUGGAAGCUGCCAAGAAUAAUUUGGAACUGGUGAGGAAGUUCAUGGAUAAUCCGGGUGAGGAACUUCAGAGCCUCAUGCAAAUCGCUCAGGGUGUAUUCAGAUGGGUGACCAUACCGCCAGUGGAAAGGGUUACCCUUCAAGUGGGCACAUCUCUGCAAAUGGAAUUUGAUCUGCCCGAGGCGGAGGAGUUCAUCAAGAAGGACAUCACAGGCCUGGUGAAGCAGCGAGUGCAACAUGAGCACGAUAUCGACUAUCUACAGGAUCAGGUGAACACGGUUGAGAUGAACCUAGCCGUUUUAUAUAAACAUGGAGUCGCGAAGUAGAAGCGUAUG